GCCGUCGCUCUCAGCAGCUCCAUAAGAGCGCGCAGAGUCCGGAUGUUGGACACAUCGUCCCGGGAGCGGACCUCACAGGUUUGGGUUCUACCUGGAUCCACAUGAGCCAGCUGCUGCUCGAACCCCGAACAGAACCACAGGAGAACUGCGACAAACAACCCUAAACAGGAGGCGUUGCGCUGCAUAGAAAAUGGAGUUCUUCAGGAUCUUGGUUCUGGUGUUCCUGUUUGCCGUCCUGGCCCUGUCACAUGCUGCUGAUCCUGGAGCCCCAUUUGACAAGAGGAGAAAGGCACAAACCUCAGCAGAUGGCAGCAAUGCCUUACAGUACCCCCAUCAAGUUCUGCAGGGCCACAGUUACGACAGGGACCGCAGGGGCCACGGCAGCCAGAGGGCCCGCUCUGCCAAGGGUGGAGCCGGGCUCCUUUCCCACAGAGCCCUACAUCCUCUGCCCAGACCUGAGGACGAUGGGACAGGCCUGGAGGGUCUGAGCCCAGUGAGAGUGGAAAUGGGCCCCAGCAGGGACAGAGUUCGGCUGAGCACAAAGAGUCAAACCCGGGCCCAGGAAAACCAGCUCCAGGGGACACGUAAGGGAAGAGGGCAUGGGAAUGGACAAGGGCACCCUUCUGAGUACAGGAGACAAGGGAGCCGACGUGAUAAGAUGAGACACAGAAAAGAACCCGGGCUGAGCUUGACGUUUAAAGACAGAGACAUAUUUGAAGAUCCUCCCCCCUCCUGGUUCUCAUCGUCCACCUCCCCCUCCCUCGAUGUGACCCCACCCAGUGAACCCCCCUCCCCCUUCAUUAGCCUCUUCGACUCCAGCUCCUCCAUGGUUACCACGGUGAUGAACGAGCAUCCCCCAACGCUGCCUCCAGCCUCCACCAAACCCCAGAGGUCUGGACAAGGAGAAGUGAUGCCAACACUGGACAUGGCCCUGUUUGACUGGACGGACUACGAGGACAUGAAACCUGUAGAUACCUGGCCCUCUUCCAGGAAGAAAGACAAGAGGCGGAGCAAGAACCUCAGCAGUGGGAACAUAACUGCAGAUGCUAGUGCGGUCGAACCAUGUGACCACCACCUGGACUGUCUUCCUGGUUCCUGUUGUGACCUGAGACAACACGAGUGUAAACCUCACAACAGAGGCCUCAACAACAAAUGCUACGAUGACUGCAUGUGCGAGGAAGGGUUUCGCUGUUACGCUAAAUUUCACCGCAAACGGCGAGUGACUAGAAGGAGGGGCCGCUGCGUGGCGCCAGAUUCAGUCAGCAGUGACCACGGAGGCUUCAUCACUAUAUGAAGAUGAGAGGGACGAGACGAGCGUGAAGAAUCUCUACACCAUCACCGAGACAAAUGUGACGGGACGGCCACGACACAGUUAGGUGCUCAAAGACGUUCUCUUGCUGUUCUUUUUGUUGCUGCUGCCAAUUCCAAAUCAAAACCGCACAUAUAAUAAAUCAGAUGCAGACAUCUAGUCAUUUAAAAACACAAAAUAACUGGUGGCUAAACUGUUUUUUUGGAGUAGUUUCUAGCAAAGCACCAUCUUAAGCACCUAGUUUAACGCAAACUGUUUAGUUCUCCUCACCACUGAUGCAGUAAAAU
This is a messenger RNA of Nematolebias whitei (Rio pearlfish), 1596 nucleotides long. RefSeq names its product dorsal inhibitory axon guidance protein a (gene draxina). Lineage: Eukaryota; Metazoa; Chordata; Actinopteri; Cyprinodontiformes; Rivulidae. Gene Ontology annotation, cellular component: extracellular region. The coding region runs from base 191 to 1294 and encodes 367 amino acids. Gene Ontology annotation, biological process: axon guidance; Wnt signaling pathway. The record is from RefSeq and is a predicted model, not a curated record. The transcript is spliced from 7 exons.